AUGGAGGAGAACAAGAAAUAUAUUGAAACAAUGGAUAAAAUAUACAAAAUAUAUUCAGAUGAAAAAAACACAACUAAUGAAUUAUACAAUGAAAUCAAGGAUAACUUAAUUGACCCUGGAUGUUUUACCCCAGAAAAAAUGAUAUAUAUAUUAUGUGAUGUUGGUGAACUUAGACUAAGAUUUCGUCAUGCGUAUAUUGAGUUAAUGCAGAGAAUAUAUGAAGAAUAUCAAUGUAUUCACGAUUCAAUAAUCAAAUAUCUUUCAAGCUAUGAUAGUGAGCUUAACAAUACAGUUGAUGAAGCAAUAAUAAAUGAUGACGAAGAAGCAUUUAUGAAAUUCAUGAACUUUGAGAUAAUUGAUAUUGAUGGUUUGUUUAAAGACUGUUGUUUAUAUGGAGCAGAAAAUAUUUUCAAAUUAUUAAGAACAAAAUAUAAUAUGAUAAUUACCAAAGAAUGUCUUGAUGCUUCAUUUAAAGGGAACAAUUCAUAUAUCAUAAAUGAAUGUUUGAAAAGACAAAAUCCUGAUAAAUCUACAAUGAAAGCAGCAAUUGAAUCUCAUAAUAUUUAUAAUGUUAUUAAAUUGAGCAAUGAAUACAACAUAGAAAUUAGUUAUAUUUAUUGUGAAAUUUAUUAUAAUCUUCAUGCAUUACUUAUUUAUUUAAAUCAAACUAAUGAUUUCCACUCAUGUUUGUUUUCAUCUCCAAGUUUUGGAAUUCUUUCUCUUUGUAAAUACCUGCUAUCGAAUGACACAAUUAAUAAUUAUUAUACUGUCCAUAAUGCAAUAAAUGAAAAUCAAAUGGAAAUUGCAAAAUACUUGAUUUUGAAUGAUACUGAUAUUAUUCAUAUGACUAUGGACAAAUAUGGAACUCUACUUGAUAUCGCUGUCACACACAACGCAACUGAUUUGGUGGAAUUACUUGUCUCACUUGGGGCCGAUAUCAAUAUCAAAGGUCAAAAUAUGCAUAAAUUAUCUUUAUUACACUUUGCAUCCAUAUAUAAUAAUAAAAAAGUCGUUGAAAUUCUCAUUUCAAAUGGGGCAGAAAUAGAUGAAAAUAUGAAUAGCGACAGUACCACACCUCUUCAUGCAGCAUUGACGUUUAAUAAUAAAGAAAUUGCCCAAUAUCUUAUUUCACAUGGUGCAAACAUCCACAAAAAAAGAAAAAUAUGA
Molecule: messenger RNA, 1167 nt
Organism: Trichomonas vaginalis G3
Lineage: Eukaryota; Parabasalia; Trichomonadida; Trichomonadidae
Product: spectrin binding
Exons: 1
Coding region: 1-1167 (388 amino acids)
Molecular function (GO): protein binding
Source: RefSeq, a predicted model, not a curated record